This is a messenger RNA of Glycine soja, 480 nucleotides long. Its product is annotated as MLP-like protein 28. Gene Ontology annotation, biological process: defense response. Lineage: Eukaryota; Viridiplantae; Streptophyta; Magnoliopsida; Fabales; Fabaceae. The transcript is spliced from 2 exons. The coding region runs from base 1 to 480 and encodes 159 amino acids. The record is from RefSeq and is a predicted model, not a curated record.
AUGUCACUUGCUGGAAUAAUUAGCAUUGAAGUCGGGGUCCUCGCAACCGCAGAGAAGUGGUUCAAUAUCUUUUCAAAGCAACUCCACCAUAUUCAGAACAUUGCUGAAAGAAUUCAUGGCGCUAAGCUCCAUCAAGGUGAUGAUUGGCAUAUCAAUGAUUCGGUCAAACACUGGACUUAUACCAUAGACGGUAAGUCAGUAACAUGUCAGGAAAUUAUUGAGUCUAUUGAUGAGCAGAACAAAACUAUGGUAUUCAAGCUCUUUGGUGAAGAUAUCGAUAAGCAGUUUAAGGUCUUUAACCUCAUCUUUCAAGCAAUUGAUAAGAAGGAUGGCAGUGCUGCAAUUAAAUGGAGUGUUGAAUAUGAGAGGGUCACUGAAGAUGUUCAUCCCCCAUUCGGCUACAUUGAAUUCUGCAACCAAUCUGUUAAAGAUGUUGAUGCUUAUCUUGUCAAGCCAGAAGAGAUCGUCAAAAAGCUAUAA